AUGGGAGCAGAGAGAGCGAUCUCGUUCAGGGAUUUGGUAUCUGCCAAACAAGCAGGAGGGGGACCAGAACCACAGGUCGCCAUGGAGACGUUCAGCUCGAAGGACAUGGCGAUGAGGGCGCAGAAGAAGAUCCUGAGCAGCAUGGCCACCAAGAGCUCGGUCCAGAUGUUCAUCGACGACACCACCAGCGAGAUCCUGGACGAGCUGUACCGCGUGUCCAAGGAGUACUCAGGGAACAAGUCCGAGGCCCAGAAGGUCACGGUGGCGGACGUGACUGCGGUGGGACUCGGCUUGGACAAGAAGGACGCUAAAAGGAAUGCGGCCUCAAAAGUUCUCAACUCGUUUGGGUACAACUUUGUAGUCAAGGAGCUAGAGCGAAGACCCAAAGAAGACAUCACAUCUCAGCAGAUAGAGACUGAUGUUCUUGAGGAGGUCCCCGAGGUUGAUGAGACACAACAGGACCAGGAAUGUUCUGUAGCUCAAGACGACUCCAUCCAGACAGAGGAGACCCAGUCCCCAACAGAGGAGACAUCUGUGGACACAUCUGCUGCUUACAAAGACAAAGCAGCAGAGGUUUUCCUGGAUGAUGUUGAGGAGGUUCAGACACCUCCAGAGGAGUUUGUGUUUGUGGAGUCCCCUGAAGACACUGCUACUGAUGGUGUUGAUCAGGCAGAACUUCUGAGGGGCCAGGAACAGUCACCAGUACUCACACAAACUGUAAGUGAGGAGGUAACGGUUAGUGAUGUUCCCCACGACGCCAGCACAACUCAAGAGACUGAGACAGAGGAGGUUGAGGAGUCACAACAGGACCAGGAAUGUGCUGUUGCUGAAGACUCCAUCCAGACCGAGGCGAUCCAGUCCCAAACAGACAACACAUCUGUUUUGUCUUCUGCUGCUGCUGCCCAAGACGAAGUAGCAGAGGUUUUUCUAGAUGUCAUUGAGGAGGUUCAGACACCUCCUGAGGACUUUGUAUAUCUAGAAACCUGCAAAGACACUUCCAAUGAUGGUGUUGAACAAGCAACACUUCUGGACGCCAUUGAGGAGGAGGUUCAGACACCUCCUGAGGAGUUUGUGUUUGUGGAGUCCCCUGAAGACACUUCUACUGAUGGUGUUGAUCAGGCAGAACUUUGGAGGGAACAGGAACAGUCACCAGUACUCACACAGACUGUAAGUGAGGAGGUAACGAUUUGUGAUGUUCCCCACGACGCCAGCACAACUCAAGAGACGGAGAGUGAUGUUCAUGAGGAGGUUGAGGACUCACAGCAGGACCAGGAAUGUGCUGUUGCUGAAGACUUCUUUCAAACGGAGGAGAUCUAG
Knipowitschia caucasica is the source of this 1317-nucleotide messenger RNA. NCBI's taxonomy places the organism in Eukaryota, Metazoa, Chordata, Actinopteri, Gobiiformes, Gobiidae. The record is from the annotation of a GenBank genome assembly.